Messenger RNA from Epinephelus fuscoguttatus (brown-marbled grouper), 911 nucleotides. RefSeq names its product troponin C type 1b (slow) (gene tnnc1b). Gene Ontology annotation, molecular function: calcium ion binding. NCBI's taxonomy places the organism in Eukaryota, Metazoa, Chordata, Actinopteri, Perciformes, Serranidae. Bases 146 to 631 code for a protein of 161 amino acids. Gene Ontology annotation, cellular component: myosin II complex. The record is from RefSeq and is a predicted model, not a curated record. The transcript is spliced from 6 exons.
UCACCCUUGGAUUUAGGGGGAUGGGUUGGGAGCUUUUUUAGUGCCACAGUCCUCCAACAGUAAAGACCAAAGCAGUUAUUGCUAGCUGCAUUUGUGCUGUGUCUCAGUGCAGCAGUGUGCCAGAGGCAGGGACGGACCAGCAGCCAUGGAUGACGUCUAUAAAGCAGCGGUUGAGAAUUUGACGGAGGAGCAGAAAAAUGAGUUCAAGGCUGCAUUUGACAUCUUUAUUCAGGAUGCAGAGGACGGCUGCAUCAGCACAAAAGAGCUGGGAAAGGUGAUGAGGAUGCUGGGACAGAAUCCCACCCCUGAGGAGUUACAGGAGAUGAUUGAUGAGGUGGAUGAGGAUGGCAGUGGCACAGUCGAUUUUGACGAGUUCUUGGUAAUGAUGGUCCGCUGCAUGAAGGAGGAGAGCAAAGGAAAAUCAGAGGAGGAGCUGGCUGAACUGUUCCGCAUGUUUGAUAAGAACGGAGAUGGCUACAUAGACUUAGAAGAGCUGAAGGCCAUGCUGGAGUCCACUGGAGAAGCCAUCACGGAAGAUGACAUUGAGGAGCUGAUGAAGGAUGGAGACAAAAACAAUGAUGGAAAAAUUGAUUAUGACGAGUUCCUUGAGUUCAUGAAAGGUGUCGAAUAAAGGAUUCAGCUCAAGGCCUCAUUGACUGCAUCAAGAUCUAUGUCCAUCACUGAAGACAAUGUUGAACACAGAGCUUUAUUCUGCAUUUAACAAUACAAACAAUGCACCUGUCCUCAGCAGUCGCUUGUCCUGUAAGUUAUUUUCAAACAACCUCACAGAGGCCCUGAAAGUUUUGCAAAAAGAUCUCAUUAAUGAGAAAUGUCUUUAAUUCUGAUACUGAUAAUUAAUUGAAAAUGUCAUAAUACAGACUAUUUUCAUUAAAAAUGUUUUCAUAAUUGCA